AGAGGGUGAGCUAACCAGGGAAGAAGGAUGUAACCGGCCGGUACACCACCUGGAUCGCCACACCUCCCCUCACCAAAUUCUCGCCUUGGAAGGCAACCGAAAGCACAUGGCUGGCGACCAAUUUAGACAAGAUGCGGCCUAUAAAUUGACAUGCAUCACCAUGUCUCUGCAUCACCGGUGAGCAAAAAAGCUUCAGUUUUUAACUAGUUCUUGAUCUUGCAGCAGCCUCUCUAGGAGCUAGGAGCAGUAACCUGCUGCAGCAAGCUCAUCAAGAUCAGCCAUGGCUUCCGGCUCAGCUGUCUUCGCCACGGCGCUCGUCAUGGCGCUCCUGCUCGCCGGCAGCACCACCAGCCACGCCGCGCGGCGCCUCGCGGACACGGCACCGGCAGCUGCUCCGGCGGCCGUCCCGGAGGGCAUUCCUGCCGUGCCGAAGCCGCCAGUGCCAACGACCGUGCCCGCGGUCGCUCUGCCACCGAUGCCCACCGUGCCGACGGUGCCAGCGGCCACCGUGCCACCGGUUCCCCAGGUUCCUGCCGUCCCCGCCGCGACCCUGCCACCCAUGCCAGCAGUGCCGGCGGUCCCCGCGGCGACCUUGCCACCACCCGUGCCGAAGGUGACGCUGCCUCCGAUGCCCGCCGUGCCUAAGGUCGCCCUGCCACCGAUGCCCGCCGCCCCCAAGGUGACGCUGCCGCCGAUGCCCUCCGUCCCCGGCGUGCCGAUGCCAUUCUUGGCGCCGCCUCCUUCGGCAUGAUCAAAGCAUGCGCCCAGUGUGCAUCUGUGAAGAAGUGUAUGUCAUUUGCCGAUGUCUGAUUGUUGAGUGAUGGGUCGAGUAUUCAAUUUCCUUUCCGUUUGAUGCGGCGUGGUUCUGUAUAUCCAUGUAUUAGCUAGUUGGAGAGUUCCCGGGUUUUGCCAUUCAUUACGACUUUGUUCAUGCUUGGCUAUGUAUAUGUAUAUGGGUUCCAUCAGGUCAUUUUUGUUUAUGUGUUCAAUAAUAUGAUUGAAGCUUAAGCCUUGUGUC
Messenger RNA from Panicum virgatum (switchgrass), 1018 nucleotides. RefSeq names its product RNA-binding protein 12-like. The transcript has a single exon. Lineage: Eukaryota; Viridiplantae; Streptophyta; Magnoliopsida; Poales; Poaceae. The coding region runs from base 281 to 751 and encodes 156 amino acids. The record is from RefSeq and is a predicted model, not a curated record.